GCUCAAAAGAGGAUUUUUUAUAAUAUAAAGUAUUGUUUGUAUGAGAGAAAAAUAAUUAAAAAGUAGUAUUAGUGGGAUUGGUAGAAAAGAGAAUAAUAAAAUAUUUGUGAAAGUGGAUUUUUAUUUUAUUAUAAUUUUUUUUUUGUUUUUUUUUUGGUGUUUAAAGAGCCAUAACGGCGAGUGAUGAGAAUCGAUCCUAGAAUCUCCUAGAAUGGGGAAGGAUGCUCUAACCACUUGAAAUUAUAAAAUAAUGGCAAAUCCUUAUCAAAAAUAGAAGUGUUGUAAUUAUUAUAAAACGGCCGAAGAUAGAAAGUGUUGUAUUUAAUAUGAAACGCAGAGAGGAGUAAAGAACCAAACAACACCAACUUCCAAAUUCAAUCUCAAGUCAAAAUUGGCCUAGUGCAGACUGCAGACCAAAUGGUCCAAACUCCAAAGUAGAUACCGAUGUAACUACAGUACGACCAGAAUGAUUUAGUCACAGUUUCAGAGUGCUGGCAGUCUGGCACACACCCCAAAUCAAGUUCCGGCGUCGUAGCUCAACCUUUGGAGGUUUAGAGUUUGCCAAUGCCAUGACUUCGCUAUGUACCAUCCUGUUUACUCUUCCGCUACUCUUUGUUUGCUGUAGUGCUAGACGUACAUAUCUGUUUCCUAGCAUAGAACAUAAGACUCCAAAGCAGCCUUUGCAGACUUCACGUCCAUACAACCUUGCACAUCGAGGUUCUAAUGGAGAAUUCCCCGAGGAAACUGCAGCUGCAUAUCUGAGGUCUAUAAAAGAAGGUGCAGACUUCAUAGAAACAGACAUUCUAUCUUCCAAAGAUGGUGUACUUAUAUGUCACCAUGAUGUAAUUUUAGAUGCUACGACAGAUAUUGUCGAGCACCAGGAGUUUGCAGACCGCAAAAGGACCUAUGAGGUCCAAGGACGUAAUGUUACUGGCUUUUUCAUUGUUGAUUUUACGUGGAAGGAACUUCAAACUUUGAGAGCUAAGCAAAGGUUCUCAUUCAGGGACCAACAAUACAAUGGAAAGUUUCCUAUUAUUACUUUUGAAGAGUACAUCUCUAUUGCUCUCAACGCUUCCAGAGUUGUCGGUAUAUAUCCAGAGAUAAAAGAUCCCAUAUUCAUAAACAAACAUGUGAAAUGGCCAAAUGGGAAGAAGUUUGAGGAUGUUUUUGUGGACACUCUGAAGAACUAUGGCUACAGUGGUUCAUAUUUAUCGAAAGAUUGGCUAAAACAGCCUUGUUUCAUUCAAUCAUUUGCUCCAUCAUCGCUUGUCUGCUUAUCAAAUAAGACAGAUUUGCCCAAAAUCUUUCUGAUUGGUGACACAGCUUGGAGAACAGAAGAUACUAACCAGACUUACUUGGAAGUCACUUCAGAUGCCUACUUUGACUACAUCAAAAAGUACGCUGUUGGUAUUGGGCCAGGGAAGGAUACGGUGGUUCCAGCAGUAAACAAUCAUCUACAACCCCCAUCUGAUCUGGUUGCCAGAGCACAUGCUCACGAUCUUCAGGUACAUCCUUAUACCUUUCGGAAUGAGUACCAAUACAUUCAUUUCGACUUUCAUCAAGAUCCUUAUAUUGAAUUUGACUUCUGGAUAAACAAGAUGGGGAAGGAUGGCCUCUUCACUGAUUUUACAGGAAGCCUUCAUGACUUCCAAGAAUGGACCUCUCCUCUCUCUCCCGGACAUGUACCAUUUGUCAUCCUUCUAUGCCAAAUGAAAGAUUGAUGUCCUUUAUGAAAAGAGAAGAAGGGUUGUACUUGAACUUGGAAAAAUGAAGAGAGAAUUUGGAGAAAGAAUUAGUGCAGAGGGAGGGGAAAAGAACGACAAGGGAAGAGCGAAAGUAACAGAUUUGUUAAAAGAUUACUCUGUAAGUCUGUAUUGAUCAAUAGGAUGAAGUGGUACAUAAUAAAAAGACUGAAAAUUUGGUUCAAUUAAAGGGUAUUCAAGUAAAAUCAUAUUAUAGGGACACUGUUGUGAAAUAUUUUACUCCGUAGAAAGUUGUACUCGUACAUGUUAGCUUCAAAUGGAGUACAUAAAUAUGUUGUGAAUUUUUGAAGGUUGAAGGUCGUCAUAACAAUGACAUUGAACAAAAUACUAAUUGGGAUGAAGAUUGAACAUUAUUGAAAGGAGAAUUUAUAUUGUACUCGUUUUUAAUUCUUUAUUUGUUCUUUUUUGUUU
Molecule: messenger RNA, 2174 nt
Organism: Chenopodium quinoa (quinoa)
Lineage: Eukaryota; Viridiplantae; Streptophyta; Magnoliopsida; Caryophyllales; Amaranthaceae
Product: glycerophosphodiester phosphodiesterase GDPD6-like
Exons: 9
Coding region: 570-1721 (383 amino acids)
Biological process (GO): lipid metabolic process
Cellular component (GO): vacuole
Molecular function (GO): glycerophosphodiester phosphodiesterase activity
Source: RefSeq, a predicted model, not a curated record